Messenger RNA from Phytomonas sp. Hart1, 912 nucleotides. The record is from the annotation of a GenBank genome assembly. Lineage: Eukaryota; Euglenozoa; Kinetoplastea; Trypanosomatida; Trypanosomatidae.
AUGCCGCCUUUGGUUUCUUCCUCUACCUUCCUUCACUCAUGGUCGUUGCCGUUGACGGGCGGUAGCCCCUUCACCGCCGCUGCGGAACCCCCCUCCGUUGACGUCAGGUCGUUGAGUGAGAUGGAGAUAUUGGAGAACCGCGACGACCUUCCAAUCUCCCCAGACCCGGUGUUGCGUAAGGAGGUUAGGCCCCUGGAUCUCUCUCCAUUUUCCAUGAAGAAGUGGGGGGAGGGGGCCAUGUCGUGGGUUGACAUUCUUGCGAUAAACGAGUCGCCGUCUGGCACUCUGCGGAAGACCCUUUCCCUCGGCGCUAAGCUUCUCUUCAAGAACCUCACUGAUAACUGCCUCGACGACUUUAUCGAGAUUGUUUUUGUCAAGGAUUCCUGGCUGACAACGGAUAUCCUAUUUCAGGGCUUAUGCCUCGUGAAUCGGCUGACGCGACGGUAUCCGGAGUGGUAUCAAGGAUUGCUCAAGGAUGACCCUCCUUACACCAUCUCCAAGCACUCUGAGGAUGGCGAGGAUCGCCCGGGCAAUGGAGUCGAGCAAAUUAAAUGGACGGAGUCGACAAGUCUGCGGUGUUUUUUGGCCGUGUUGAUGCUCUCGAACAAGUUUCAUAGUGACGUCACCUACGAUACUGAGUCUGUUUGCAGGGUGGUGGACAUCGUGCGGGAGUACCAGAUCGAGGCGGGGAUGCAAAAGACCAACACACGGGCUUGUCCGACAGAUGGUGUUUACCUUCGCCAGAAGUCCUCGCACCUUAAUCAGUGCGAGCUGCGCGUGUGGGAGGCCCUCGGGUGUACGGUGUGGGUAACCCCACAAGAGUUCAACGCGUGCGGCGCGUACGCUCACACCCUAGGGCUGGUUGCAAGCAUGGGAUGCCAAUGGCCAAAAGUGAAAAACGAAAUCAAAUAA